Haliotis rufescens (red abalone) is the source of this 4267-nucleotide messenger RNA. Its product is annotated as toll-like receptor 4. Gene Ontology annotation, molecular function: transmembrane signaling receptor activity; protein binding. Gene Ontology annotation, biological process: toll-like receptor signaling pathway; immune response. The transcript is spliced from 2 exons. Gene Ontology annotation, cellular component: membrane. The record is from RefSeq and is a predicted model, not a curated record. NCBI's taxonomy places the organism in Eukaryota, Metazoa, Mollusca, Gastropoda, Lepetellida, Haliotidae. Bases 99 to 2621 code for a protein of 840 amino acids.
GAAAUAAAUCACUUUUCCAAUUCAAGUCGCGUGUGUUUCAAUCCGCAAGGAAGUUAGACGUUAACUAUAAGGCUCGUGUUUCGUUUGCAAAUAAGGCAAUGACAAGGAACUCCUUUCUCGCAAUGCUGACUAUUAGGCUGAUCGGCUUAGGGUUGCCCUGUUUGGCCAAGAUGUACGACUUCAACAGCUGCAUUUACAACGAGAACGAUCGAGAUAUAGUUGCCAACUGUUCGAAAGGAAACUUCACUGAUGUGCCCCAAGGAUUUGCUGAAAACGUGACUGUCAUUGACUUGUCACAGAAUGAAAUAACAAGCAUUGAGAAGAUGUCCUUUCCUUAUCGUCUGAUGGUACACACACUCAGUAUGUAUUGGAAUAGUCUUACUCAUCUAGACAGUGAUUCACUCAAGAACUUACCACACCUUUCGAAACUUGACCUCAGAGGAAACAAGAUAAACUGUACGUCUUCGUCAUUACCGCCAGGCCUCUUCAGAGAUCUUCCACUAAAACGCCUUUUAUUGAGUGACAUGAACAUUAAACAGAUUCAUGAUGAUUUGGAGUAUGCAGAGGAAACAUUUCUUGAUCUCAAUCAACUCGAAGAAUUUGCUAUCGAUUCUCCUCCAAACCCAACAUUUGGUAUCGGAUUUGUCAGUUUGACAAAUUUACGCACUUUAACCAUUAGCUUCUGUCAAAAGAAUAGCCUUAAUACAAGUGCAUUUGAGGUUUUCACAAAAAUUAAUCUUACAGCAUUUCAGAUAAAUGCAUGUAAUAAGGGGCAGGUAGAUACAAAUAUAACUGAUGUGUUUCCAUAUUUAGAUAUCUUAGAUAUUAGGAACACAGUCCACACAGAUUUAUCUCAGCGAUUGGUAAAUCUAAAUAAUUAUGAAAAUGCAUCCAUGCAACGAAUUUCUUUCAUAGCAAACACCGCAAGAUAUGGAGUCAGAACUGAGCAAUGUUUCAUGUUAUCCAAAAAAUAUACACGUUUUCUUGUCACAAUGUGUGUUUCAGAAGUGUAUCUGGUAGGCAACAGAAUACGAAUAAUUGAGGGAGGAGCUUUGAUUCAACCUCCAUUUUCCCAAUGCCUUCGUGUUUUAGAUCUCAGUCACAACAUGAUUCUGGAAGAGUAUGAUAUACUUCAAACCCUUUUCUUUUACACACAUUUGGUAUCAUUUCACUUUGAACAAUACGAGAAAGACCUUAAACAAUAUAAUGACUAUAUAUACAAUUUCUAUGAUUCACAUUCAAUUUUUCAAGAUACGAAUGGGAUGGUAUGGCCAGAAAAUGAACCUCAAACAUGUGUUUUCUCAGUCAGUGCUGAGACACGAGACAGUGAAGUCAUUCCCCAAAGUGAAAGUAAUGUAACAGCGUAUCUGAUGUUGGCAUUUCCACGAAACCUAACCUCACUUUAUUUUGCACCAGCAUUAAGACCUUUUGUUGAUAUCAAACAUGAACUGUAUUUCCUUGGUACUGAAAGGUGGUCAAAAGUUGUAUUUUCUAAUUGUUCGGUAGUUGCAUAUAAUGUUAGUAUCUUUGGAAUAAAGAACCUUCAAAGCUUGGAAAUUUCCGGAAAUGGAUUUAUUGGAUCCCCAACGACAUUGAUGAAAUCCUUUCCCAACAUUAAAAAUCUAUCAUUAAAUCGUAUCACAAAGGGAUUUAAGUGUAUCGAUAACAACAUAGAAUCGGUAUUGGGGCACUUUAAACAUCUUCAGAACCUGCAUCUGUUAGAUAAUGACCUUUCUGAUUUGCCAAGAAAUGUGGAGAAAAUAACAAAUAUCAGAUUAAUAGAUGUCUCGUAUAACUCAAUAAAAGAGCUGAGUGUGGGAACAAGAAAGAGAUUAGACGCUGUGGCUCAGAAGAAAAAUAUAUCGGUUAAUCUUCGAGGGAAUGUUCUGUCAUGUGGGUGUGGUUCUCUUGAAUUUAUUUCAUGGUCAAUGGACUCACUCGUAAUCUUCGUUGACAGUCAUCAUUACAUGUGUCGAAAUGAUAAUGGGGAAAUUAUUCACAUAACAAAUAUUGCAGAUUCAUACAUGAAAAUGUGGAGGUCGUGCGUUUCUUUCUUUUGGCUUUUAUUUUCAAUAUGUCUUUUUUUCCUUCUUAUCUUAGGAUUGUCUCUAAGUCUUCAUAUUGCAAGAAAUGUAAAUUUGUUAAAGCGAUGGAGUGUCAAAUGGUUAGGUUUCGACUUCCAACGACAUUAUAAGUAUGAUGUAUUUGUCUACCAUUCAUCAAAGGACGACCGUCGGUGGGUGUGUAGCACCUUGAAGCAAAAGCUGGAAGAUGAAAGAGAUCUUCGUCUCUGUAUUCCUGACAGAGACUUCGAGCCCGGAGUCUACACGUGUGAGGAGGUUCUGGGCGCCAUCAACAACAGCUGGAAGACUAUAAUCUAUCUGACUCAGACCUUCCUGGAAGACGAGCUCUGUUCCUUCAGGCUUUCUUCAGCCGUUUAUCUUGGCGAUAAUCUGAAAUCUGACAGAUUUAUCAUCCUUUUUUCGGACGCGGUCUUCCGUCAUCCAUUGCCACCUAUCAUUAAUCAACUUCUGGAUGAAGAUAACAGGUUUCCUUUGGAGGAGUUUCAUAAGAGUUCCUUAUGGGAUCAGCUUCACAGCAGGAUACUGAGUAAGGAUUGACAAUCUCAAUGGAGCCUCUGGUGACGGAUUCAAGUAGUGUAUAGAGCGGAUACGCCUUAGGAUCAUUCUGAACAUUGUUAUGUAGUGUUACUGAUAAUUGCAUACGUUUUUGUAAAUGUGUGUCAGAAUUAAUUGCUCACACUAGACACAUUGUAAAAUAAUCUGUGCUCCUGAAACAUAACAUGUUUCAGUUGAUUAUCGUUACACAAUGACUGGCGUUAGCGAUAAUAUCAAGUUAAUCAUGAAAUGUAAGUUGUCUAAUCAUAAACUCGGUUGGGCUUUACUCAUUCCGCGUCUGGAUAGAACGUCUACCUGGAGAGCAAAAGAUCUGUGGUUCGAUGCUCUGGCCGAAAGACGUUAAGAGAAGUUGUUACCGUGACUGGCGCUCGUCAAUAAGGGAACAAAACGAGGACUGGUCGUCUGUGAGUCAGUAUAAAGUAUCUGAGUGGGGUGUCCAUGUUACACUGUGGCAUGGUAUCUUGUGCAGAUAUUGUGUACUUUUGUUCGCAAGGUUCUACCCUGUACACUUCAAGCCCCCUCUCCACCGACAGCCUUCAUGUGAAGAACGAGUGAGUGAGUGAGUUGGGUUUAUCGCCGCUUUUAACAGUAAUCCAGUUAUAUCGCAGCAUAGUCGCCUUUUACGGCAUGUAUUGGUUGCUGAAGACCUAUUCUACCCCGGAAUCUUCACGGGUCCCACGCAGUUGGGAGUGAUGACAUGCAACAACCAAGUCAGCGAGCCUGACCACCCGAUACCGUUAGUCGCCUCUUACAAGCAUGGUCACCCAUGACAUGUGAUUAGUGGUAAUAUAUAAGUACCGUCAGAGUCAUGUCAGUGCCCAUUAUACGACCUUGUGUAUUUAAUGUAACUUAACAGGCGAUAAAUAACAUUUAUAAAGAAUUUUAUUCACAGUAUUUUUCAUUUGGUACAUGUUGGUAAAUUAUCCGCCAAUAUUUUAAUGUAUGUUUUCACUUGAUUAUGUGAUUGUCCGUGGCUGCACCCUCGAAGGGGGUUGAACUAGUGUAAAAUUAUGUCCCCCUCAGAGGGUAUGUAAGACCACGUCUUUCAAAGUGUAUUUAUUGUUACCACGUUUUUAAUCGUAGAAUAUGUGUUGUUUUAAUGUUCGGCUAAUUGUGUCAGCCAUCGCCAACAUCUGAAGGGAUGGUGUAACUCCUGCUGGAGUCCAUGCAGUAGCAAAAGUACUGUAAGUCCCCAUGGUCCCUAGUGAGGUGAUCUACCUUCAGUUGCUGGCGAUCUAUACCUUUUUUAUAUUGUAUCGUUACGUAUAGUGACAUCUUUUUAUGGCUGUAUACUAGUUUUAAAUAAUAUUCUGUGAUCUUCUAGUUAUUUUACUGUUCUUUGUUGACAGGCUUUUAUUGUUUAAAUGUAUAUACUGUGUAUAUUUAUUGUUAGUCACGAUAUGGCUGAAAUACUGCCGAUGUGACUAUAAAUUUUAACUCACUCACUCACUCACUUUUGAUUAUGUUGACAUAUUGUUGGAAGGUGUGAUGAUUAUAUGCUGAAUCUGCAUGUAAAUUACAUUGAUGAUCUUCCCAGAAAUCUAAUAAAAGUGUGCUAUCCUAAUUUAUGUGUUCUGGGUAUAAAUUCAGACAAACUGUGUUGAACAUUAAGGUUCGAUUUCCGAGGA